AUGGUGAAGCUUUCGUUGGAGUGGCGGGAAAAGGCGAUCAAGGAUCAGAGCGAUGGAAAAAUCGGCGCUCCUUGGCUGGACCUGCGUCUCUUCCUGGCGAAGAAGGAUGAGGCGUGGCUGACGGAGAACGACUUAAAGGAAGGUGUGAGUGACACGAGUGAUUUGGAGCAAUUGGACGUUGCGGGAGCGCCGCUCAACUUGGUUGGCUUGUCGGAGAAGGACGUCAAGUUCGUACCCACGCUAGAGGAUGUCGAGUCGAUGAACACACCUGUACACGUGCUGGUGGUGGUUCCCCCUCCCGACGAGACGACAUCACCAUACGCAGUAAUUGCGGCCACAUUGUUUCAACACACUUUCUUGAACGUUCCCAGUACAACGGCUUCGAAAACUCAAAAGCUGAAAAAGCAAUUGGUGAAGAAAUAUAAAUGUGAUUGCGGGAGAAACAAGAACGACGACGCCAUGUUGCUGUGCAUGGUGAUAAAUGUCGCUCUACCGAGCACCGUUGUGAUCGCAUCACACAUUUUCCGACGAGAACACGAUGAUCUUAAAGAACACUUUGUGCAAAUCGCUGAUAUUGACGAUGUGAGAAAUGGAUUGCUGUUGUUCAAACCGAUCGAAAGUGCCUUCGAUGAUCUCGACAUUUCGUUUCUUGUCGACAAGCACGAUCGGUUCACUUUAAAGAUUUUUAAUACAGACAUCAAGGCGCAUCUGCUCGUGGACAGGUUGACCCAACCGCAAUGGGAAGAGUUUGGAGGUGAAUCCUUACCAACACAUUGAAGGACAAGUACGAGGCCAAUCUAUGCUCCAAGUGCGUCGGAGUUCGAUGUGCUCACAACGUUUGGCGAGUUGGAUGGUAAGACACUUUGGUUUCCAAGCGGAUCAACACUACGA
Molecule: messenger RNA, 891 nt
Organism: Phytophthora nicotianae INRA-310
Lineage: Eukaryota; Oomycota; Peronosporomycetes; Peronosporales; Peronosporaceae
Exons: 2
Coding region: 1-777 (258 amino acids)
Source: RefSeq, a predicted model, not a curated record